GUCGGCACGAACCACGGGCAUUUGCUGGCCAUAGGCUUCAUUGUUGACACUGAACCGUAUACACGGACGGAGCCGGCAUUCAUUUCACGUUUAAAUAUGACACAAAAGACGCCAAUCCUGUUACUCAAAACCAAAUCAGUUCCUGGGGAUAGCUACGAGGAGCUAUUCUCAACUCCUUCAGAUGGCCUAGUGUUUGAGCCGUCGUUCGUUCCAGUGCUCGAGCACCGGUUCGACGAGCAAGGGAUGGCGAAAGUGCGCAGUUUCGUCCAAAACAGGUCCAUAAGCACGGCGGAGGACAGCGCGUACGGCGGCCUCAUCUUUACGUCUCAGCGUGCCGUCGAGGCCUUCACAAAGCUCGUUGAGGAAAAGAGAGGUGAAGUUGGAUGGCCGCAUCUCCAGGACGUGCCCGUUUACAGCGUUGGGCCAGCGACUACACGCGCUCUGAAAGCCGUCCCUCAAAUACCCUCUCUACAGGUCUUUGGGGAGCAUACGGGGACCGGCGAGAAGCUGGCUCCCUUCAUCCUCGAGCACUACGGGGAGUGGUACAGGGAUCGCAAGUCUAAGCCGCCCUUGCUUUUCCUUGUGGGCGAGAAGCGUCGAGAUAUUAUUCCCAGGAUAUUAACCGAGGCAGAGUGGCAAGUCGACGAAGUGGUCGUAUAUGGCACUGGAGAAUCGAAGUCGUUCAAGGACGAAUUUGCUCGGCGUCUCGAAGAAACAGCCGGCCAUCCGAGGAGAUGGGUGGUUGUGUUUUCACCCAGCGGAUGCGACAGUAUGCUGAGUGCCAUGGACAUGCUUGAUGAAUCGACUGGCAAGGCCAAACCCAAGCGGCCAGAUCGAACCACUUUUGUUGCCACUAUUGGGCCAACAACCCGGGAUCACUUGAUUCACGAGUUCGGGUACGAGCCCGAUGUCUGCGCUGAGCGGCCCACGCCAGAAGGCGUUUGGCAGGGCAUCUCCCGCUUCGUCAAAGGCUCUGAUUAGGGGUUGGUCUCGGCGCAGAGCUUGCGGAAUGUCCAGCCAGACAGCAUGGCGGCGUCCUAUACACGAAGCCUCCCAUCCCGCGGGGCUUGUUGGGAGGAUAGUUCGUGCAUCUUAUCUUAUAUAAAGUAUUCAUGGAUGAUAUCCUAAAGCGAGUCCUUCAGCGAAGUGCGUCUUGGUGUUCUGCGUACACGUAUUAGAUACUCUAGUUACCCAAGUACCUAUGCAAUUACCAGUACAGAUG
Molecule: messenger RNA, 1222 nt
Organism: Chaetomium strumarium
Lineage: Eukaryota; Fungi; Ascomycota; Sordariomycetes; Sordariales; Chaetomiaceae
Product: tetrapyrrole biosynthesis, uroporphyrinogen III synthase
Exons: 2
Coding region: 97-981 (294 amino acids)
Biological process (GO): uroporphyrinogen III biosynthetic process
Cellular component (GO): cytosol
Molecular function (GO): uroporphyrinogen-III synthase activity
Source: RefSeq, a predicted model, not a curated record